GGGGAUAUCUGUACUGUUCUGACAUUUGGGGGAUAUCUGUACUGUUCUGACAUUUGGGGGGAUAUCUGUACUGUUCUGACAUUUGGGGGAUAUCUGUACUGUUCUGACAUUUGGGGGGAUAUCUGUACUGUUCUGACAUUUGGGGGAUAUCUGUACUGUUCUGACAUUUGGGGGGAUAUCUGUACUGUUCUGACAUUUGGGGAAUAUCUGUACUGUUCUGACAUUUGGCGGAUAUCUGUACUGUCUUGACAUUUGGGGGAUAUCUGUCCCGUCCUGACAUUUGGGGGAUAUCUGUCCCGUUCUGACAUUUGGGGGAUAUCUGUCCCGUCCUGACAUUUGGGGGGAUAUCUGUACUGCUCUGACAUUUGGGGGGAUAUCUGUACCAUCCUGACAUUUGGGGGAUAUCUGUACCGUCCUGACAU
Staurois parvus is the source of this 422-nucleotide messenger RNA. Lineage: Eukaryota; Metazoa; Chordata; Amphibia; Anura; Ranidae. The record is from the annotation of a GenBank genome assembly.